Molecule: messenger RNA, 4305 nt
Organism: Copidosoma floridanum
Lineage: Eukaryota; Metazoa; Arthropoda; Insecta; Hymenoptera; Encyrtidae
Product: cubilin
Cellular component (GO): plasma membrane
Molecular function (GO): protein binding
Source: RefSeq, a predicted model, not a curated record
UUUCAUCCUUCUUCCCAUGCUUGGAACAGACACUGACGAUAUGGACACAGUAUGGCUCCGAGACUCUGGCACGCCUCUGGGAGUAGUUUCGCCUUCGUCUUCCUGCUGCUGCUGGUGCUGCCGCGUGCUACUACAGAGUGCGACCAGAAGUUCAUAAGUACGUCGGACGGACCGCAAAACGGGACGUUUCACGCGCCCCAUCUGAUCAAUCCGAGCGGCGAGUCGCGCCAGUGCGUCUACACGUUUCUCGCUGGGCCGCAUCAGCGCGUCGAGCUCGUCUUCAACAACUUUGGCCUACGCGGCUCUCCUCCCGAUGGAGCCGCUGUCGGAGAACUACCUGCCUGCGUUCACGAGUACAUGGACGUCUACACGGAGAUCAGGACGGACAACACGACCAAGCUGAUAGAGACGCCCUUCGGGGGCAGGUACUGCGGCCCUAUACCUCCCCGCAAGAGGGUCUCCCUCUACCAGGGCAUCGCCCUCAGUUUCUACACCGACAAAAAUCUCACUCUGCCAAGUGUCUUCGACGGACGCUAUGCUUUUAUCAACGCCUCUGAGUACGAGAUCGGUACGCCAGCGCCGAGUCUGCCGUGCUCGUUCGUGGUUAACGCGGACGUCAAGCGUACGGGCAACAUCCUCUCGCCCACGUAUCCGGGCACUUAUCCCAAGGACAUAGUCUGCAGCUACCAGUUUGUUGGGAAACCGAGGCAACGAGUGCGACUCGAGUUUCGAGACUUUGAUCUCUUCUUCGGUGGUCCCCACUGUCCCUUCGACUAUGUAAAAGUGUACGACGGCAUAAACAACACGUCGGCCGUGAUCGGCACCUACUGCGGCCAACAGAGAAACCUCGUGCUGUACUCGUCCGAGUCGAGUCUGUUUGUUCUCUUCGUGACGCUCCAGCGUACAGCGAACACGCAAAAUCGCGGCUUCAAGGGUAUCUUUGAGUUCUCCGAGAGCUUUGUCAAACUAGAUUUUAUAACGAAUUACGGUGGCGAGCACAUAAGGGGUACGGAGUGCGACCAAAAGAUACUGAGCAAGAAGGAAUCGGUCGGGCAAGUCGUGAGCCCAAAUUUUCCCUACCCGUACAUACCGAAGGUCGUUUGCCGUUACUUCAUCUACGGUAUGCAGGACUCGCAGCACCUCGAGCGAGUGAGGCUCGAGUUUUCCUCGCUCGACAUACCAAAGGGCCUCGCCAAGGGAGAGUCGAGCUGCACGGACGGCUACCUCAAGCUGUACCUGAAGGGCCAGGAGGCCACGGACUCGUACGACAAGUUCGAUCACGAGCUGUGCGGCAAGGACAGUUACCCCGAGCGCGUGGUCAGCGACGGGCCGCGGCUCGUCAUGGUGUUCAGCAGCGGCGAGCAACAGGGCCGGGGCUUCAAGGCCAACUACACGUUCGAGACCGAGUACAGGAUACCGGGAACCGCGGCUCCGGAUGGUACGUGCACCUUCACCUAUCGCAGCUCCUCCCGCAAACGGGGCGAGUUCAACUCACCCCGUUACCCGAGCAAUUACCCGAGCGACACCAAUUGCACGUACCUGUUCCUCGCUACCCCCAACGAGCAGGUCACCCUCGUCUUCGAUCACUUCAAGAUACGCACGAAAAACUUCAACGUCAGCGGACACUACGGGGUCGAGUACUGCCAGGACGAUUGGGUGGAGAUCUACAACAUGUACAGGGACGACACGGAGAAGCUUAUAGGGAGGUAUUGCGGCAUGACGGCGCCCGGGCCCGUCGAGUCGACCCUCGGCGCUCGCGGGGUCAAGGUCAUCCUGCACACCGACUCCGAGCUCGUCUACAGCGGCUUCAAGGCCCGCUACAUCUUCGAGAACGCCAAGUCCAUUUUCGGUGACUGCGGCUCCAACAUAAGCAGCUUGCACUACGGCGUGAUAACCAGUCCGAACUUCCCGAACAAGUACGACGCGCCGUCGCGCAACCUGGCGAGCAAGACCUGCAAUUGGUUCAUCAGCGUGAGGCCGAAGCACCAGAUACUCCUUAAUUUCGAGCUCUUCUCCGUCGAGGGGGAGCAGUCGGCUCGAGGGUGUCCGGCGGCGGUGCUGCGCAUGUGGAUAUCGCCCAACACGACGCCCGUGGAGCUGUGCGGGGCCAAGGAGCCCGAGGAAAAGUGGAGCCACAUCUCCGAUGACCACAACAUGCGACUAAGCUUCCUGUCGGCGGACAAAGCGGUUGGCCAGCAGGGCUUUCGCGCGGUGUGGACCGAGGUGAUCCUGGACGCGGACUGCUCGGGUGGCUUCGUUUGCGAGGUGAGCGGCUACUGCAUCGACGGCUCCCUCAAGUGCAACGACAUACGCAACUGCGGCCCCGAGGACACCUCCGACGAGGAUCACUGCAGCCUACCCCCGCCUCCGGAGAACUACUAUGCCUUACCGGCGGGCAGUGCCAGUUUUGCCGUGAUCUUCGUGAUAGUGCUGUGCGUGAUCUGCCACCGGCGGGUGCGUCAGAUGCGCGAAGCCGGUAGCCAUCACCACGACCACGGUCGGCAUCAUCGCCACCACCAGCACCACCACCUGCACCCCGAACACCUGGACGAGCACCUACAGCAGCGCGUGGACGAGCGCACGGGCCGCUGCUUUCACCAUCACCAUCACCACCACCACCCGCACCAGCACCACAACGGUGGGAGCGCCGGUGGCGGCGGGGACCAGCUCGAGCACCACCACCACCACCACCAUCACCAUAAUCAACAAAACCACCGGCUGCUGAUGCACCAUCAUUCGCACACGCACGUGGGCUCGCGGCCCUCCAGUCGGCUCGAGCUCAACAACGACGAGGACGACGAGCGCUUGCUCCAGGACCCGCCCCCCAGGUCGGCCAGCCGUGCCACCGGGACCCUGGGCGCGACGGACUACUGGAUGCCCGAGCACCACCAGUCGCCCAGCCCGGCGAGCGACAGCGAAGCCGAGCUCGAACUCGUCCAGAACGAGAUGUCGAUGUCGGCCGCCGCCGCUGGCAGGAGCAGGUGCGCCGGUGUCGGGGCUGAGGAGCAGGAGGAGGAUGAGGAAGAGGAGGAGAACGACAACAACGACGACGACGAUGACGACGACGCAGAGGAAGCCGAGAAGCUCGCGCUCCACCUGCAGGACGAGGAGGAGCCGAGCAGUAGUCCCGAGAGUGGCGCCACCGUACAGCGUGGCGGUGGUGUUCGCUGAUGCCGGCCGGCGGCCGAGUACGCAGCCGCUGCUGCCGGCUGCUCAACUACAAAGUAUGACCUUAUACGAUUAUAACACGAUGAUUGCGAUUAAUAUACAUACAUUGUGUAACGAUUAUCAUUGGGUUAUUGCAUAUACAUACAUACAUACAUACAUACAUAUAUUAUAUACAUACGUACAUUGCAUGUAAUAUAUAAUCGUCGUUUGCGUUGUUGCUCACGCCCGCGUUACUGUACACGACAAUGACGAUGUUGUUACUGCUGCUGAUGUGCUAACGCUGUACGUCGCUGUCGGUUUUUUUUUUUUAUUUUGUUAUUUUACUUUUGGUUAAGAUUCCUUGGGACUCUAAGACGAGUGAAUUGCAAUGCUGAUUUGUACUUUGGCAUUGUUUUUUCACGACGGAUUUGUUGUUCCGAAAUAUUUGUAUACUUAUAUGCGAGUGGUUCUCGGCAACGGCGCUGGACAAGCAUGGCACAUGCUGCAGGUAAGGCUGAUCAGCAAUCCGUCACUGCACUUUUCCAAGCUUUUUUUAUAACCAAGAAGGCGGAGAGUAUCCCCCCCCCCUACUUGUACCGGUCUUUUUAUCAUCUCGCGCGCGUUAAAGGCAGAGAUGGAAAAAAGCACCACAUUUGUAUGAGACAAUGAAAGAAAACAAGUGUAAAAAUUAUGUAUAAAACAUCAAUCGAAUCGCUAUUUUAAGAAAGUACCUACCAUUUUAAAAUAUGAAGAAGAAAAAAAAAAGAAAAGCACAGUACUGCCAUUAUUAGCCGUAAAACAGAAGAAAAAUAACCGCUGUAUAAAGUCAUACUUUGACCUCUUGUUCUCCGAGCACAUUCAUUGGAGUGGGAAUCAAGGGGGGAAAAAAAAACUAGUGCGAGUCUAAUUGUUGUUCACAUAAUUGUUAUAAUUGUUGCCGAGCCCGAGUGUAAAGAAUUACCAAAGAAAAUACGGAGAGUAACGCUUAAUAACGAUUAAGGCUCUUUGCCGUCGCCUUUUUUCUCGCGCUAUUGUGAGCGUUUUUUAUUCCGGUAGUAUAUUAUUACGUAUACAUACAAUAUUGCCUUCGACAUCCAGAGAUCGACUGAAAUCAGCAUGGAAAAUAAUAUAUAAUAUAAUAUAGUAUAAUAUAUAUAU